Lolium perenne is the source of this 686-nucleotide messenger RNA. The record is from RefSeq and is a predicted model, not a curated record. Lineage: Eukaryota; Viridiplantae; Streptophyta; Magnoliopsida; Poales; Poaceae.
UGUCGACAUCUAUAUUUUCCUUAUUUUAUUUUUUUCACCUUUUCUCUUUUUCAUGCCGAUGUUUCUUUUACUGUGUUCACGCUGAACAGCCUAUGAUCAAGGAUCUUCUCCGCAUCGGGUCCCAAUUUAUUGGGUACCGUGAAUAUGCCGCCAGAGCCGAAGAAAAACUCUCAGAGGCCAACGAACGUGUCGACGCACUUGCUCAAAAACUCGAGCAAAGUGAGGCGGCUCGCAAGAAAGCUGAACUUGCUGCUAGCAAAGCCAAGGCCGAGGUUGAUGAAGCCAAGGUGAAAGCUGCUAGUGUCGAGGAACUGCAGAGAAGGCUCAAAGAUGCCGAAUCUGCCUUAGAUGAGCAGAAAACUGCACAAACUGUGCGUGAACAAGAGAUCAUCAAGCGUCUGAAGUCGCAAAGUCGACCCCAAACAAACCAAGAUUUUGAUCUGGAGAAUCCCGUCAAUGACCCUCUCCUUGAUGCACUUUCUCUUCUGGAGUUCCAUGGGCGCGAAAUUCGUGAAGGCGUGGCCAAUGCCAAUGCGAGUUUGUCGGCGUUGUUCCCCUACUUCUUCCCGAAGAAAGAGGAACCUUCGACUUUCCUUGCCCUUGCCAAGCUUUUCAAUUCGUCGGAAGACCUGGGAUUGAAGAUGCGUCAGGAGAAUAUGAAGAGCGAUCAAGAUGGAGGUCGCUGA